AUGACGUUUGCCCUACAAUUUAGAAAUUCCAUAGUCCAGCGUCCUGGAUUCUUGAGGGCCCUACGCCAGCUCUCAACGUCAAAGCAAAGUUUGAAUCAGGUUGGCAACGCAAAACCUCCAGCUGGUUCGAAAGUUUCAUUGGCUAAUUCUAAAUUAGGAUCCUCUGAAUAUGGUUCACGUCCAAUAUAUUUGGAUAUGCAGGCUACCACGCCGGUUGACCCAAGGGUUUUGGAUAAAAUGCUAGAGUUUUAUACGGGUUAUUAUGGUAAUCCGCAUUCGGCAACACAUGCUUACGGUUGGGAGAGUGAAAGUGCAGUUGAGAAGGCGAGAGCUUAUGUUGCCGAAGUUAUUGGUGCUGAUCCAAAGGAAAUUAUAUUCACCUCAGGAGCAACUGAGUCUAACAAUGCGGCCUUAAAGGGUGUUGCUAGAUUUUAUUCCAAGACUAAGAAACAUAUAAUCACAACCCAAACAGAACACAAAUGUGUUUUGGAUACCUGUCGGCAUUUACAAGAUGAUGGAUUUGAAGUUACGUACUUGAAGGUCAAUGAAGACGGUUUGAUCGAUCUAGAGGAGUUAGAGAAGGCUAUCCGUAAAGAUACUGCUAUUGUUUCAAUUAUGGGUGUCAAUAAUGAAAUCGGUGUUAUCCAACCACUAGAAGAAAUUGGCCGUAUUUGUCGUUCGCACAAAGUUUUCUUCCAUUCUGACUGUGCACAAGCCUAUGGUAAGAUUCCAAUUGAUGUCAAUAAAAUGAACAUUGAUUUGAUGUCGAUUUCAUCCCACAAAAUCUAUGGACCAAUGGGUAUUGGUGCCUUAUAUGUGAGAAGAAGGCCAAGAGUUAGAUUAGAUCCAAUCAUCAAUGGAGGUGGUCAAGAGAGAGGAUUGAGGUCAGGUACUCUUGCACCACCAUUGGUAGCAGGAUUUGGAGAAGCUUCGAGGUUGAUGAUGAAGGAAUAUGACAGCGAUCACGCACAUAUUUCCAAAUUAUCGAAGAAGCUGAUUGACAAUCUAUUAGCUAUUGAGCACACACAACUAAAUGGCUCAAAGGACCAUAGAUAUGCAGGUUGUGUUAAUGUUUCGUUUGCUUAUGUUGAAGGUGAAUCAUUACUUAUGGCUUUGAAAGAUAUUGCCUUGAGUUCUGGAUCUGCGUGUACAUCUGCAAGUUUGGAGCCUUCUUAUGUCUUGCACGCACUUGGUGCAGAUGAUGCAUUAGCACAUUCGAGUAUUAGGUUUGGUAUUGGUAGAUUUACAACCGAAGCUGAGAUUGACUAUGUUUCACAAGCAAUGAAGGAAAGGGUUGGAUUCCUAAGAGAAAUGAGUCCUUUGUGGGAGAUGGUUAAAGAAGGUAUUGACUUAAAUUCCAUUGAAUGGGCAGGACACUAG
Pichia kudriavzevii is the source of this 1380-nucleotide messenger RNA. RefSeq lists its product as uncharacterized. Gene Ontology annotation, biological process: [2Fe-2S] cluster assembly. The coding region runs from base 1 to 1380 and encodes 459 amino acids. The record is from RefSeq and is a predicted model, not a curated record. Gene Ontology annotation, molecular function: cysteine desulfurase activity; pyridoxal phosphate binding. The transcript has a single exon. NCBI's taxonomy places the organism in Eukaryota, Fungi, Ascomycota, Pichiomycetes, Pichiales, Pichiaceae. Gene Ontology annotation, cellular component: mitochondrion; nucleus; cytosol.